AUGAGUGACUCUGGAGAUGACGAUUACCAGGACGCACACGGCGAACACGUUGGGGCCAAGGACGACGCACGGGGCAACAAGAAACGCAAGAUUCAGCGAGGCGAGUUUUUGUCCUUGUUGACUGCGCAUGCGAGGCCCUGGGUCGCUGACAUUCUGCCCUCUCGGUCGCUCUCUCGACUUUUCACCCACCUUUACUCUCCUUUCUACACUUUUGGCUCGAUUCAUCACUCCUGGUUGCACAUUGCGACUGCCUGCGCUCCUCGCCACCAGAUCCGCUGCGAUGGGCCAACGAUGACAGAUGGAAAGUGCACAAACUGCAUCACAUACGGCUAUGACUGUACAUAUGUCGAAAUUGCAAAGAAACGAGGCCCACCAAAGGGUUACGUAGAGUCGCUCGAGAACAGACUCGAGAAGAUGGAGAAUUUGCUCAAGAGACUUGUGCCUGGCGCAGACUUUACUGCAGAGCUCGGGCCGCCCAUCGAACGCAACAUUUGGGCCAAGGAUCCCUCGGCCUUUCCUGCACGUGCAAAGGCCAUUACAGGUCCCCUCAGUGCAGAAACCGUGUCUACCCCGCUCAAUACGACCCCUCCGGCAAACGACGAAGACCCGACGGACAAUGGACCGUUUGGCAACUUUUCGAUCGCAUCCAUUUCAAACACCAUGUCCAAUCUCAGUCUCGGUACUGGCGGUCACUUUUUCGGUCGCUCGAGCGUCUUUAUGCACAUCCAAUCUGCUCUCGACCGCAAGUUUGAGUAUCUGGCAAGCAAGUCGGAUGGAGAAGUCGUUCCUUCCAUCGAAGAACUCUUUCCUCAUUUCAGACCCGAGUAUUGGCAACCAAACCCUUGGGAACUUCGCCAUCAACCAAAGCGCUCAUUGGCAGAGCUUGAAUUCCCGCCAGAUGACCUGCUGGAAAACUUGGUCAACAUCUACUUCCUCUCGAACAACUGCCAUUUUCCACUCCUCCAUCGACCGUCGUUUGAACAACGCUAUCGCGCCGGUCUGCAUCGUAUCGAGCAACCUUUUGCAGAAGUCGUGUUGCUUGUGUGUGCAGUAGCCUCGAGAUGCUGCGACGACCCUCGUGUCCUGCUGGAUCCUUCUGUGCCUCACUCGGCUGGUUGGAAGUAUUACGAACAGGUCAACGUGCUGGAUAGAAAUCUCGUGCUUCCACCGUCGCUCCUUGACCUCCAAAAGAUUACACUCGCUGCAUGGUACAUGCUCGAAUCCUCGUGCAACUAUGCCGCCUGGUCAAUCAGUGGAAUCGGUCUCCGACUCGCACAAGAUGUCGGUGCACACCGCAAAAAGGUGUACGGCAACCCAAUCUCUCCAGAGGACGAGUCGUGGAAACGUGCGUUCUGGUGCUUGAUCGCCGUCGACCGUCUUGCAAGUUCUACUAUGGGUCGCAUUCCAGCCAUUUACGACUCUGACAUCGACGUCGAUUUGCCACUCGAGCAACCAGUCGACAAGCCUGCACAGGCAUCGGCGUUCAUCAGGCUGCUCAAAUUGAGCUCCAUCAUUGCCUAUGCCUUGCAAACGAUUUAUGCUGUCAACAAGUCGCAAUUGAAAGGGACGACUGGCCCGUUGUGGGAGCAACAAGUACUUGCCGAGAUUGAUACGAUGUUGAGUAAAUGGGUCGACGAGCUUCCACCGCACCUUCAAUGGCCGAACCAGGGUGCAGAGCACCCCAUCUUCUUUACACAAUCUACGUCGCUCUACGCCAUCUUCUACCAUACGCAAAUCCUCGUUCACCACCCAUUCAUCCUGACGCCCAAACGACCAAACCCGACUACACCAUUCCCCUCUCAUCAGAUUUGUGUUAAUGCUGCUCGGUCGUGCUCACAUGUCGUCGAUGCAUACCGCAAGCGGUCAAUCUAUUUCGCACCUUGGUGUGUUGUCGGCGCCAUGUCGGCUGCCAUUGUCCUGUUGGAGAAUUUGUGGAUGGCUGGGACACCGUUUGGACCUGCGUCGGUGGAUAUUGCAGCAACGAUGGAUGACGUGAAGAAGUGCAGCGACGUGAUUGGCAUUGUCGAGAGGAGAUGGCCUUCGAUUGGCAAAAUGAGGUUUAGAUAUCAUCGCUUUCUUGCUGCUCCUGAUGGUACGGGCUUCCCAACACCUGACCAACGCGUGGUCGCACCCAAGCCGAAGCCAGUGGCUGGCGUGAAGCGUGGACGAGGAAAUACCGAAAGUAGUGGUAAAAGUGCUCGGAAGAGUUCGAAUGCAGCGACGGCUCAUGGCUCGGCUUCGCCACCACGUUAUGUUCCGACCCUCCCACCGAUGCGUCUUCGCAGAAGCGUACCCAAUGGUGCACACACUGCAGCCACAGCAGGUGCAGUAGGCAUGGGACCCGGUAUUCCUGGAGCAGCUGGAGCCGCAGGCGGACUCGAGUAUACUGCUUACCCAACGACACCUGCCAACUGGUAUGCUUCUGGUGCAGCGAAUGGGGGUGCUGGAAACCCCGGGCCGGAUGGUGCUGGACCAGGCGGUGCGUUUGGGUAUGGUGGUUAUGUUGCGUCUGGUGCUGCUUCUGCCGCUGGCGGGCCCGGUGGUCCUCCUGGAUCUGGACCACAUUCCGCUCAGGAGAGUUUUAUGCGCAGUGAUGGGUCGACGGGUGCGGUGCGUGGCUUGCCAAUGUGGAGUGGUCCACAGGCUGGAGGCGCGCCUGGUCAAGAAUACCACACUUGGGGAGCAGAUGAGUGGGCCUACCGCGGUGGACCCGACCCAGAAACCGCGCAAUGA
Messenger RNA from Serendipita indica DSM 11827, 2733 nucleotides. The record is from the annotation of a GenBank genome assembly. Lineage: Eukaryota; Fungi; Basidiomycota; Agaricomycetes; Sebacinales; Serendipitaceae.